Molecule: messenger RNA, 1493 nt
Organism: Pungitius pungitius (ninespine stickleback)
Lineage: Eukaryota; Metazoa; Chordata; Actinopteri; Perciformes; Gasterosteidae
Gene: ctsla
Product: cathepsin La
Exons: 8
Coding region: 133-1146 (337 amino acids)
Biological process (GO): immune response; positive regulation of apoptotic signaling pathway; positive regulation of peptidase activity
Cellular component (GO): lysosome
Molecular function (GO): cysteine-type endopeptidase activator activity involved in apoptotic process; cysteine-type endopeptidase activity
Source: RefSeq, a predicted model, not a curated record
GGGCCCAGGCGAGCAUGGACCAAUGGGAGAGCUCGGUGCCUGCUCAGCCAGGCCCUUAUAAAAGUUUGUGCGGCCCGCAUUCAGCAGCUCAGUUUCCACUUGGACCACGAACGUGAAGAGAAUACAGAAGCCAUGAUGCUGCCUCUAGCCUUGUUGGCCGUGUGCCUCGGCGCGGCCCUGUCGGCCCCCAGCCUGGACCCCCAGCUGAACGACCACUGGGGCCUGUGGAAGCAAUGGCACACCAGGGACUACCACAAGAUGGAGGAGGGCUGGAGGAGGAUGGUGUGGGAGAAGAACCUGAGGAAGAUCGAGCUCCACAACCUGGAGCACUCCAUGGGCAAGCACUCGUACCGCCUGGGCAUGAACCACUUUGGGGACAUGACCAAUGAGGAGUUCAGGCAGCUCAUGAACGGCUACAAGCACAAAGCCGCCAGGAAGCACCGGGGGUCCCUGUUCAUGGAGCCCAACUUCCUGGAGGCGCCGCGCUCCGUGGACUGGAGGGACAAAGGCUACGUCACCGCCGUCAAGGACCAGGGUCAGUGUGGCUCCUGCUGGGCCUUCAGCGCCACCGGCGCCCUGGAGGGGCAGAUCUUCAGGAAGACGGGCAAGCUGGUGUCGCUGAGCGAGCAGAACCUGGUGGACUGCUCGCGGCCCGAAGGCAACGAGGGCUGCAACGGGGGCCUGAUGGACCAGGCCUUCCAGUACGUGGAGGACAACCAGGGGCUGGACUCCGAGGCCGCGUACCCCUACACGGGCGAGGACAACCUGCCGUGCAAGUACGACGCCAUGUUCAACGCCGCCAACGACACGGGCUUCGUGGACGUCCCGAGCGGGAAGGAGCGCGCGCUGAUGAAGGCCGUGGCCGCCGUGGGACCAGUCUCCGUCGCCAUAGACGCCGGUCACGAGUCCUUCCAGUUCUACCAGUCGGGAAUCUACUACGAGGACAGCUGCAGCAGCGAGGAGCUGGACCACGGCGUGCUGGUGGUGGGUUACGGCGCCGAGACGACUGACGAGGACGGGAAGAAGUACUGGAUCGUGAAGAACAGCUGGGGCGAGAAGUGGGGCGACGGCGGCUACAUCUACAUGGCCAAAGACCGGAAGAACCACUGCGGCAUCGCCACCGCCGCCAGUUAUCCGCUCGUCUAGCGUUGCUACGGCAACGCAUCUAGUUUCUUCUUUUUUUUUUGGUAAAAAAAAAAAAUUGCAAUAGCUGGCCGGGAGCCGCGGACGAUGAGGCUUCGGUGAGGGCGCCGGCGGCGGGAGAUCGCACAAUGUUUUAUAAAGAGAAACACUGUUUUUAGGGAAAUGGCGCCAUUUUAUGUUUGGCUGGUUUUCUGCCAAUUUUAUUCAGUCUGAAAACCUUUUGUCGAGUGUUUUAUUCUUUGUAAAUACGCGCGUGUUACUUGGUAAGUGGUAAAUUAACUUGCUUCGGGUCAUUGUAAAGAUUCUUUGUUUCUACUUUUACUACGAUCGAAUAAAGUUGUGAAACACUA